Molecule: messenger RNA, 680 nt
Organism: Paramecium sonneborni
Lineage: Eukaryota; Ciliophora; Oligohymenophorea; Peniculida; Parameciidae
Source: the annotation of a GenBank genome assembly
GAUGUAAAGUAUAAGCGAACGUACUUAUACAAAUUAUGAAUCUUAUUUAUAAGAGUAGAGUUUACUCAGUGAUAUAACUGCAGGAAAUUUAAAUAUGAUUAUUGUAAUACAUGGUUACCUGGAUGUAUUGCAAACACUUCAGCAAAUAUUUGAGAGACUAUAAACAAUGGUGAAAAUGCAGCAUAAAAUCUUAUUAUAUUGGAUCAUUCUACUUGUUCUAGUUGGAACAGUUCUUGUGCUUGUGAUAAAAUAGGACUGGUUACAUGGAAUUUAUAUGUUUUUAAACCAUUUUGAAAAUAUUACUUGUAUUAAUGCUUCCCUUACCUUAUCGGUUACUUAUUUUCAGAAGGUUCUUACAUUCAUACUUGCACAGUCAUUAAUACUAGUUAAUGGCUGUGCAACAGAGACUUGUGAUAAGGCAUCUUUAUCUCAAUCUAUUGACGUUAAUUAUAGCCAACCGUAUUUAUUAUUUUUAUAUAAAAAUUUUAGAGACAAUAAAUAUUCAUGGAUUUCUUCAUGUGAAUUAUGAAUUGGAUGCUUUAAUAAUUAAUGUAUUGUUAAGACUUACUAAGCAGUAGAGGGUCAUUAUCUGCUGCUUAAAAUUGUUAAGAUUAUUUGGUUGAAUUUUUUUAUUCUGGAAAUUAAGAUAAAACCUUUUCUUGUACUUCUACAAUAAAAAU